Messenger RNA from Aspergillus aculeatinus CBS 121060, 1540 nucleotides. Its product is annotated as 3-oxo-5-alpha-steroid 4-dehydrogenase family protein. The coding region runs from base 56 to 1348 and encodes 430 amino acids. Gene Ontology annotation, molecular function: oxidoreductase activity, acting on the CH-CH group of donors. Lineage: Eukaryota; Fungi; Ascomycota; Eurotiomycetes; Eurotiales; Aspergillaceae. Gene Ontology annotation, biological process: lipid metabolic process. The transcript has 2 exons. The record is from RefSeq and is a predicted model, not a curated record.
CUCAUACAAAGUACAGUAUAUCGACUUCACCAGUACACCCAUCCCGCAUCCCGACAUGGGAGCCAUCCUCUCCUCCUGCUGGGACCAUCUUCCUCCUCUGAUGGACAUUCUCCUCCCCACCCCCGAUGUCUAUCUCACCUUACUGAACAUCUUCCAAUACUUCCCGCUGUUCACCAUCAUCCAAUGGCUAACAGCCUGGCACCCGGCCGGCAAGACCUCCAUGAAGAGCUCCCUCUUCAACCUCCCCGGCCGCUGGGCCUGGUUCGCCAUGGAGAUCGUCAGCCCGGUGAACCUGCUCUACGUGCUGUGGAAGCUGCCCCUCAAGCUCGCCGACGCCCACCGCACCACCACCACCACCACCACCAAUUUUGGUUCGAAUGCCAAUGCCAAUGGCUCUAUCUCUAUCUCUAUCCCCCUGCCCAACAAACUCCUCGCCGCCCUCUUCGUCGCGCACUACCUCAACCGCGCCGUCAUCUCCCCCUUCCUCGCCGCCCCCAGCAUGUCCCCCAUCCACCUCUUCAUCAUGGUCUCCGCCAUGCUCUUCAACUGGUUCAACUCGACAUGUCUGGCCGGCUGGUUGGUGGGGUACGACCCGGUCUCCCCCUAUCACCCUUCCUCACCACCACCCAACACAGCAGCAGCAGCAGGAAAGAUAAUACCCUCCCUCGGCCUCGCGCUCUUCCUGGCCGGCAUGGCCGGGAACAUCUACGCCGAACGCACGCUCUUCCGGCUGCGGCGUGAGGAGGGCGCGAGGAGGGCGGCGGCGGCGGCCGCUGAUGCUGGUGGUGGUGGUGGUGGUGGUGCUGCUGCUGCUUCCUCCAAAGACCCUUCCCCCUCCCCCUCCCCCUCCUCCUCCUCCUCAUCCAAUUCCAAACCAUCAUCACCCCCCUCCACUUCCACUUCGAAAGUGUAUGUAAUCCCCCCACCAUCCACCCCGCUCUUCGCCUCGAUCCUCUACCCGCACUACGUCUGCGAAUGGCUGGAAUGGACCGGCUUCGCGCUCGCGGGGACGGCGGUGCGGUCGUCGGCGGAGGCGGGGAUGUUGGGGUUGCGGUUGGGGUUGCGGUCGUAUAACAAUCCCAUCACCACUACGGCCACGGCCGGUACCGUAGCAGCAGCAGCAGCAGCUAGCGGACCCCUCCAUCUCGCUCCCUGGCUUCGUCCCGCGGCGCAGCUCGCCGCGGCCGUGGGGCUGCCGUUCCCCGUGCCGGCGGCGGUGUUUGUGGUGAACGCGGUGACCAAUAUGCUGCCGCAUGCGCGGUGGGGGCGGAGGUGGUAUGUGGAGCGGUUUGGGGAGGAGAAGGUUGCGGGGAGGGGGGCGGUGGUGCCGUUUUGUGGGUGGUUUUAGGGUUGCGUUGCUUUAGCAUUCACGAAGGGAGGGUUGUAUUUUGGUUUCAGGGAGGGAUGAUGAUGGGAAUACGAAGUUUGAGGGAUGGUUUGUAUACUACUUGAUUAGAGGGGUUGGUUUGUUAGUGUAUGCUUAGCCAUGUAGAACUAGUCUGGGAGUUUUUAGCGAUCGAAGCAAUGGCUAAGAUACUAC